AUGAGGGAGGUUGUGAUUGUUGCAAUUGCUGCUACACUUGGGAAUCUACUGGUUGGAUGGGAUAGUUCAACCAUUGCAGGGGGCAUGACUUACAUAAAAAAAGAAUUCAAAUUGGAAUCUGAUCCCACACUUGAGGGGCUAAUUGUGUCCAUGUCGUUUCUCACUGGCACUGUUGUCACAAUAUUCUCUGGGACAGUUUCUGAUAUGAUUGGAAGGCGUCCUAUGUUGAUAACAUCAUCAGUUAUGUUUUUCUUCAGUGGUUUGGUCAUGUUGUGGGCUCCUAAUGUCCUUGUUGUUCUGUUAUCAAGGCUAUUGGAUGGGGUUGCUAUUGCACUCUCCAUGACUCUUACUCCUCUCUAUAUAUCCGAGAUAGCACCACCUGACAUCAGAGGCCUACUCAACACUCUCCCACAGUUUUCGUGCUCUGGAGGCAUGUUUGUGGCAUACAUCUUGGUGUUCUGCAUGUCCUUGAUGGACUCGCCAAGUUGGAGAGCAAUGUUUGGUGUUGUUUCCAUUCCUUCUGUUGCUUAUUUCUUUCUUGCAGUUUUUUACCUCCCUGAAUCCCCACCAUGGCUUGUAAGUAAAGGUAGAAUUCCUGAGGCUAAGAAAGUUCUUCAAAGAAUUCGCGGCGUUGAAGAUGUUUCAGCUGAAUUGGCUUUGCUGGGUGAGGGUCUGAAUCCUGGGGGUGAAGGUACCACCAUAGAAGAGUACAUCGUUUCCCCUGCCAGUGACCUCAUUGCAAACAAGGAAGCAGGAAGGGAUUGCAUAAAGCUAUAUGGACCCAAACAAGGAGUUUCAAUGAUUGCUCAACCAGUGAAUGGACAAGGUAGCAUGAUAUCUCGCAGCACGUUAACAUUGUCACGCCAAGGAAGCAUUGUUACUCAACCUGCAGCUCUUAAGGACCCUCUUGUCAAUCUCUUUGGGAGUAUGCAUGAGAAUAUUCCCACUGAGUCUGUAGGUUCAAGAGGUAUGCUAAUUCCCAAAGUGUGGAGUGUCUCUAGUAUGGCAGAUCAUGAUCAGAGCCCCUUUGGUACCAGUGAUAACCUGCAUGCUCCACUACUUUCAAGUCAAGGUAGUGUUAUUGAGAAGGACAAGGCUUUUGGAUCCAAUAGUGGCAUGAGAAGUAAUAACAACUUGAUUUCGUGUAAUAGUGGUGAAGUACCUAAGAAUACAAACAUAGGUGGAGGUUGGCAAUUGGUUUAUAAAUCAGCUGAAGGAACUGGCGGUGGGAAAAAAGAAGGAGGAGGACUGCAAAGGGUUUAUCUGAAAGCAGAUCCUAAUGCAGUUUCUAGGCAAGGUUCAUUUGUUUCCUCUUCUGGUUGUGACUUACAUGCAGGUGGUGGUGAAGCUUUUCCAGCAGCUGCACUUGUAAGUCGUUCAGUUCUUGGUGUUAAGGAUAUGAAGAUUAAACCAGAAGUUUCUCCAAAACGUACUGGCUGGGGAAGUUUGUUAGAGCCAGGAGUAAAGCGUGCACUAUUUGUUGGAAUUGGACUCCAAGUUCUUCAGCAGGCUGCUGGCAUAAAUGGAUUUCUAUACUAUGCUCCCCAGAUUCUUGAGCAGGCAGGAGUUGGGGCUCUUCUGUCAAAUUUGGGCAUUAGUGCAACAUCUGGUUCGUUACUCGUAAAUGUCUUUACAACAUUCUCUAUGCUUCCUUGUAUAGCUAUUUCCAUGAGGCUCAUGGAUAUUUCUGGCAGGAGGUCAAUAAUGUUGUACACCAUACCCAUUCUGAUAGUGUCUCUCAUGGUUCUAGUACUCCGGGAAUCAUUUCACAUCAGUUCUACUCUCAAUGCAGCAAUAACUGCUAUAUGUGUUGUGGUAUACGAAAGUGUCUUCUGCAUGGGUUUUGGUGUAAUUCCCAACAUCUUAUGUUCAGAAAUCUUCCCAACUAGUGUUCGUGGAAUAUGUAUUUCUAUUUGUUCCCUUACAUAUUGGAUGUGUACCUUGAUUGUUACUUCUCAAUUUCCCUUCUUGCUCCAACUCCUCGGUCUUACAGGGGUCUUUGGGUUAUUUGUUGUUGGGUGCAUCAUUUCAUGGAUAUUUGUCUACUUGAAAGUUCCUGAAACAAAGGGCAUGCCUUUAGAAGUCAUUAUUGAGUUCUUCGCUAUUGGUUCAAAGCCUGAAUGA
Molecule: messenger RNA, 2124 nt
Organism: Gastrolobium bilobum
Lineage: Eukaryota; Viridiplantae; Streptophyta; Magnoliopsida; Fabales; Fabaceae
Product: monosaccharide-sensing protein 3-like
Exons: 5
Coding region: 1-2124 (707 amino acids)
Biological process (GO): transmembrane transport
Cellular component (GO): membrane
Molecular function (GO): myo-inositol:proton symporter activity
Source: RefSeq, a predicted model, not a curated record